Molecule: messenger RNA, 1533 nt
Organism: Microdochium trichocladiopsis
Lineage: Eukaryota; Fungi; Ascomycota; Sordariomycetes; Xylariales; Microdochiaceae
Exons: 3
Source: RefSeq, a predicted model, not a curated record
AUGGCUUCAGCGAAUGCAGGCCACAAACUUGAAGAACUCCAAAGCGAGAUCGCUUCCAAAUUCUGCGGUAUCGCUAGGAUUGCAGCCAAUUGCAUCUACUUUAGUCAGACGGACGGCGACAUCGAUGCCGAGAAGCUUGAUCACCUUGUCGGUAUCUUCCGACAUGAAGGAUGUGAUCGGGCUAAUCCCAGUCACUUCCUCGCAGCCACUAUCCCCUCCACUAUGUUGGAAUCCGCACUCGCAUUGUCUCGCCUGUCUCUCAGCGAUCUGAACAAUGUUUCACCUCCUCUGCUUCAUCUGCCCCCUGGGGAGCAAGUAGGGGGUCUCUAUGGGCGCCAUCGGAUUGCUGCAGUUCUGCAAGACGACAGGUUGGCGUCAUGGUGGCCAGUGAAGCUCUAUGCCGGUUACUCACUUGCAGCCUCCAUGAUGACAAGUAAAUGGUGGACGCGGCUCGAUAAAAGUAAGCCGGAAAUACUGAAGAGAAUCUUCAAGCACCCGGCGCUUGCUCCAGUCCUCGAGAAGGUUGUCAGAAUACCUGGCAUGCGACCCAACCUUCAGCUCGGCACCUGGAACAAGAUCUUCCACUGUAUUGAGGAGGUUGUCCAUUACCUGCUACUGAUUUACAAUACCUGGGUCUAUAUAAUGGGCUCGCCCAGCGCGCUCGAAUUCGUGGACAGCCGGGCUGUACAGAGCCUUGAAUUGCUUGUACCUGGCGUUUCCAAAAGGGACCAACUUCGCGCAGAAGCCGCAAUUCGUGACCAUCACAACUUCAGAUGCAUCGAUGACGAGACGGAGCGUACGAAUAUCUUACAUAGGCUGACGUCUGUGCAGCAUCUUAUCCCCUCCAUACGCACGCUCCAGAACGACUUCAAAUACUUGAGAGAAUGCACUCACGUAGUUAAAAGGUUGAUUUGUGGAAAGACGCCUAGCUCAUUCACCGUGCAAACCAUUGCCUGGAAAGCAUUCAAACCCCCAGCUAGGCAUCCAGCGAGCGAAGAGGUCGCAUUCGAGAACCACCUUCGCUUUUUGUAUAUCGCUGUCAUGAACGACCUUUGCGAUCUUUCUGGUCAGACUCCUUUAAAAGAUGAAGGGCCAGAGCACCAAAAGAACUUCCAGCCUGAUCCGCGGACUUGGUUUCGACUUGCUUGCCGCGCAAAGCAACUAGGCUUCGUUUCGGAGGAGAUUUCACGGUUGAGCCAAGCAGAUCCCGAUCGUGAGAUCGCGUUGAAGGCCCUGCUAGAAGCACGCCCAUUGCCCGAUUAUGAUUACGGCACCGGCCUCGAAAGCUUCGUACAGCUGAUCCGAGAGCUUUUCGACAAAGCCCACAAAGUUGACUUUAUGGAAACCCCACGACCAUUAACUACUAGUCAGAAUGGCGAGCCGACAUAUAGACGAUGUGGUCGUUUGUAUGGAAAGGCUUAUGCCAGAGAUCGGGACUGCAUCACUGUCGACACCAUCACAUGUAAUGUACAGUUGAACACAGAUGUCACCUCCCUUUUUGUUCGACGCUCAGUGUUUCGUGCCUUCUGGGGA